Messenger RNA from Clavispora lusitaniae ATCC 42720, 699 nucleotides. It is a transcript of the gene DCG1, whose product is annotated as Dcg1p. NCBI's taxonomy places the organism in Eukaryota, Fungi, Ascomycota, Pichiomycetes, Serinales, Metschnikowiaceae. The record is from RefSeq and is a predicted model, not a curated record.
AUGUCCUUGUUAGUUAUCAACCCCAACUCGUCCCAAUCAGUCACUGAUAACCUCAGAAAUAUUUUAGUCGCUCCACCAGGUAUCACCUUAGAGUUUUACACUGCACCACCUGCUGCGCCUAAAGAAAUUGAUGGAGCUCAAACGCUGGGGUUGUCGGAGAAGAUUGUUUUAGCUGAUCUUUUGGCCAAUCUGCUCCACACAAAGUAUGAUGGGUACUUGAUCUGUUGCUACUCGGACCAUCCUCUCAUUCAUAGUCUUGCCACAUCUACAUCGAAGCCCGUUUUGGGAAUCAUGCAAGCCACUUUGCUCUACAGUUACUCUAAUGCUAGGUUGAAGCGUCUGCUUGUGUUGACUAGUACAAGUGGUUGGAAUGAAUUAUUGGACUCAGCCAUAACAGCUUUUGCAGGCAGUGGAGUGUUUCCCAAACACAAAUUUGAACCUACGAGGGCAUUGGAUGUUCUGGUUUUAAGUUUAAGCGAUCCAGUGGAGUUUGGCAAAAUUACCUCUAGAGUAGAAGAGGUUUUAGUAGAGUAUAAGGACUCGAAUAUCGAUUGUAUUUUGUUGGGCUGUGCCGGAAUGGCUGGGCUAGAUGACAAGCUCAGCGAGGUGUUUCCUGGCAUUAUUUUCGUCGAUAGUGUGAAAAUUGGAGUGGAGUUUCUUUCCUCCCUUGUAAGAUUUUCAGUGAGCAGAGGUAUAUAA